GUCGCCCAGGUUGUGUCGAAAGCAUCCUGGUGUUAGCACUUUGCAGGCUGUAGGCAAAUUUUCUUGACGUGAGAUGUAAAUAUAAUCAUGGACGAGUCAUUUAUUCUUUUCUAGUGGAGACGAAGAAGGCAGGACAUUUUUAAACUGUGUUUUACCAACAUGGUCUGGCUACUCGUAUCUGAAAAGGCCAGUUAACAUGGCUAACAAACCAUUAGCGGUUAGCUAAUCGUUCAAACUUUGACGGGCAACUGCAGCGAUUCGCUAGCUAGCUGCUAAUACUUAUUUUCCAAUUUACUUCUACUCUACCAUCUGACUAGUUAGCAGUUUUUGUUGUGGAAACUGUUGUGUUAAUGCAAUAAGGUGGUAGUUGUUAUCACACAGAUCGUUUACGCGUUGUUUUGGUCAACCGUUUCUGUGAAAGUAGGGUUAACGUUAUUAAGUAACAGCAGCUAUUUUUAUGAAUUAUUACUACUGUUUUAUAGCUCAUGCUAAUGACGGUCACUUUGCUGAUGAUUCAACUUAUUUAUUGAGAAAUAUGCAAAGCAGUGUUCCCAGGUCAUGAAAAGACUGCAUUUUUAACUAGCACGUCCGUUUUCAGAUUUAUUUCGACCAAUUACACGAGAAAAAUAAUGCCAAGCACCAGGAUGUCAACCGAAUGGGGAUUAACGUUAUUGCAGCUGCAUUGUCUCCAGUCUUUUAAAUAAUCCGUGUACUAUUAGAUAUGCAGCUACAAUAGACUUUUUAUUUGUUUAUUUAUUUUUCCCAUUCCUAAGCCUGUAACCCAGUAUACUAUAACUACAAAGACUGCAUUCAAGUACAUCAAAAUACGUCUGUAGACAGUUUGAUAUUGCCCUUGAGAGUAUGUCUGGGGACGCAUCUGAUAGUAGUGAUGACUCCGAUGGACAAACCAACGAGAAGGCUUGCACUGUCAAGCACCAAAUCACUAAUGCUAACCUCACAGGUCACACUGAAAGGGUCGGCAUGGAGAACUUUGAGUUGCUCAAGGUUUUGGGCACCGGAGCUUACGGAAAAGUGUUCUUGGUCAGGAAGAACAGUGGUCAUGAUGUGGGCCAGCUUUAUGCUAUGAAGGUCUUAAAAAAAGCAGCAAUCGUUCAGAAAGCGAAGACAACAGAGCACACUCGCACUGAGAGGCAGGUGCUGGAGCACAUCCGCCAGUCUCCCUUCCUGGUCACACUGCAUUAUGCUUUUCAGACUCAGAGCAAGCUGCAUCUCAUCCUGGACUACGUCAGUGGUGGGGAGAUGUUCACCCAUUUGUACCAGAGGGAUCACUUUUCCGAGGAGGCCGUGAGGAUUUACAUUGGGGAGAUAAUCCUUGCUCUGGAGCAUCUGCACAAGCUUGGGAUUGUUUACCGAGACAUCAAAUUGGAAAACAUUCUCCUAGACAGUGAAGGCCAUGUGGUAUUGACAGAUUUUGGCCUGAGCAAAGAGUUUCUGGAAAAAGAGAAAGAAAGAACCUACUCUUUCUGUGGCACUAUUGAAUACAUGGCUCCUGAAAUCAUCAGGGGCAAGACUGGACAUGGCAAGUCAGUAGAUUGGUGGAGCCUCGGGAUCCUGAUGUUUGAGCUGCUGACAGGAGCGUCUCCUUUUACCUUGGAGGGAGAGAGGAACUCCCAGAGCGAGGUGUCAAAGCGUAUUCUGCGCUGUGACCCGCCUUUCCCCUCUAUGAUUGGACCCAUUGCUCAGGAUCUGCUGAAGAAGCUGUUGGUAAAAGAUCCCCACAAGAGGUUGGGCUCAGGGCCACGAGGAGCUGAGGACAUCAAAGCUCAUCCUUUUUUCAAGGGACUGAACUGGGCUGACCUCGCACAGAAGAAGGUGGCAAGCCCAUUUAAGCCGGAGCUGAAGAGCGAACUUGAUGUAGGCAACUUUGCUGAGGAGUUUACUGGGAUGGAUCCCGUCUACUCUCCUGCGAGCACACCUCCUAGCACAGACCGCCUUUUCCAGGGCUACUCCUUUAUCGCUCCUUCCAUCUUGUUCAAUAAGAACGCCGUCAUGGGAGACUUUGUAGAAUCACAAAUUGGAGCAGACCGACCAGCUUCCGCUUCUGUUCAGCGCAGUGCAAUGUUAGAGGAAAGCCAGUUUUUCCAUCACUAUGAGCUUUAUGUUCAUGGGCCACCGCUAGGCGAAGGUAGUUUUUCGGUAUGCAGGAAAUGCAAACAUAAGCAAAGUGGCCACGAGUAUGCUGUGAAGAUUGUCAGCCGUAGGAUGGAAGCGAACACUCAGAGGGAGAUUGCUGCCUUGAGGCAAUGUGAGACUCACCCCAACAUCGUCAAGCUGUAUGAUGUCUACACUGAUCAGUAUCACACAUAUCUAGUUAUGGAGCUUCUACGGGGCGGGGAGUUGCUUGAAAGGAUUAAGAAGAAGAAACUCUUUGGUGAGGCAGAGGCAAGUCAGCUGUUACAGAGUCUGGUCUCAGCUGUCAGCUUCAUGCACGAGGCGGGAGUCGUGCACAGAGAUCUCAAACCUGAGAAUGUACUGUUUACAGAUGAGGGAGAGGACUCUACGCUGAAAGUAAUAGAUUUCGGAUUUGCCCGCCUGUGCCCUGCAGGCAGCGCCCCCCUGCAGACUCCCUGCUUCACACUGCAGUACGCUGCACCGGAGCUUUUUGAUAGUGCAGGAUAUGACAAAUCCUGUGACCUCUGGAGUCUUGGGGUCAUCUUGUACACCAUGCUGUCAGGCCAGGUGCCGUUUCAGAGUGAGCAGCGUGGGAUGACCUCAUCAUUUGCUGCAGACAUUAUGCAGAAGAUAAAAGAGGGCGAUUUCUCGUUGGAUGGGGAGGCCUGGAAGGGUGUCUCUGAGGACGCCAAAGAGCUUGUUAAAGGUUUACUAACUGUGGAUCCAGAGAGGCGUCUCAAACUCUCGGAUCUGAAGGAGAACAGCUGGCUGCAGGGUGGUGCAUCCAUGUCCACCACUCCUUUGUGCACUCCAGAUGUGUUAGAGUCCAGUGGGCCCACAGUCCGCACCUAUGUCAAUGCAACAUACAAGGCUUUUAAUCGAGGCAAGCGAGAGGGCUUUUUCCUGAAAAGUGUGGACAACGCUCCCCUUGCAAAACGACGAAAGCUUAAGAUGACAAGCACAGGUGUAGAGACCCGAUGGAGCUCGUCCUCUUCCUCCUCCUCUUCUUCCACGUCCUCCUCAGCAUCUGCAAAAGCAUCCAAAGAGCAGCCAAAGCUAACUGUGACCCCAAAGCAUAGCAAGCCGAAAUGACCUGCAGAGCAGCACAGAAAUGAAGUGGUAUGUGCUAAUACUGGCAACGUGAUGUUGUUCAGUGGUCAGUUCAAAGAAAAAUGCUGACUCACAACACUGAUUUAGAUUAAUGUUUUCAAUGCAAAACUAAUUUCCUUUGGUUUAGCAGUGAAAUGCUUCAUUCCUUCUGCCAUAUUCUCCCUAAACCAAACAUGCAUUUCCAUUGAGUGGAGAAGAUGCAGCCUUUAGAGGAUUUGAAUCCUUAUUCAGUGUUUGCUCAGCACCAUUUGUUUUUCUCACUGUGGCUACAAAACAGUGCCCGACUUUAUAGGGUAAAAAGGGAAAAAAAGCCAUUGAUGAGCAGAAGCCAUAGAUACAGCAGAAUCAGUGGAUCUAUGAAUUAAUUUGUUAUGAAGGCACACUUGCACGUAGCAAAUGAACUGUCCUUCGUUUAAUUUGUGGGCUUAUUGCUUUGAUUGUAUUAAAUGAUCAUUUUGUAAGUUUUGUCACAGAUGCUGAAAAUGAGGAUAAAGAUAACAAACGUGCAACAUAUCAUCACUCUGGUCAGCAUAGAAAAGGUUUUUGCGGGAACUUGGAUUUUUUUCAGUUUGGUUUGAGUACAAAUCUAGCUGUUUGCACUAUUAUUAGAGAAUGUAUUUGAUCAAUUGUCAUAGAAACAACAAGAAAUUGCUGCUAGGACUGAACACACAGGGAAAUGAUGUGACGUUGCAUAGGAUGAAAAUGCUGUAUUGGAGUUUCUCUGUUAGAUGGUGUUUUUGCAGUUCUAACAGUUUCCAGCAGUAACAACUGUGUGAAGACAUGAAGACAAACAGUAAACAUAUUUUUGUCAUACUUUCUGUACAUAGCUGCUCAUCAUUGUGCCGCUCUGAAAAUUUCUAGCAUGCAAGUCUCUUGUAAAAAGAUUUUCUAUAUUUUGAUAUCUGAAUGGUCUUUCUUUCUUUUUCUUUUUUGAUUUUAAUGCUAGAACUUGCAGCUUGAGUAACUGCAUGUAGAGGGGAGCAAAAUGGUUUUUGUGAUUUGGAGCACACUAUGCCUUCGGGUCGUACAUCUUUGAAUGGAUUGCGGUUUUCUGUUGGUUUCAGAACAAUGCAUUAUGGGGCUGAUUUACAUGAACACUCAUUUGAUACAGUGAAAUGUUGUUUCCGAACUAAUGAGAUCAGCUUGUUUUCACCAGCGCCAGCUUCUGUCUUUUCCCCGAGGUGAUUUUAAAGCUUUCUCUGGCUUUAAACGUCAGAUUAUGUUACACAAUGAGACACUUAAUUGUGACUUUUUGGGAGACUAUCCUGUAAAAAUAAUGUACAUAAAUAACACGAUUCAAGCAAAAAAUAAUGUAUGUGAUGAUUUAAGAUUUGACAGCUGUUUAAUGGUAUUUUGGUCUCAAUGUAAAACUGUUUUUAUUUGUCAUGUUGAACAGUUAUUCGAUCAGUUAACGCAUUUCAGCUUUAAAGGUGCUGAUAUUUAUUAUUGAUUUUAAUGCUGUGGUUUUGGGAUUCGCAUCAUUUGGCUCUUACUGUUUACCAGCCCAGUGCGUGUGCAUGUGUGUGUGAUUGUGUGUGUGUGUGAGAUCUUGAGUGAUGCUUAAAGAUCAGCUGUAUUGAUAUUUCUGUACCAGAUGAAGCGUUAUUGCGAGUUACUGUAUUAUUUUCUGAUGUGCCACCUAUGUCUUUUUAAAAGUAACUGGUUGUUUCUGUUAUUGUUUGUGUUUGAACUUUGAAAUUUUUACUUUUAAAACAAAUAUCUGCUUUUAUUGUUAUUUUUGUUAUCGUAGGUGAUAUUUUUCUUUCCUCUUUUUCCUUUUUUUUCCAGCAUUACUAUUUUACUGAGAUGCACUGUCACUGAUGUUGUAACUGGGGAUUUAUCUUUUGCACCAAGAUUUUUUGAUGUUGGUGCAAAAUAAACAUUACCUUUAAAUAGA
Molecule: messenger RNA, 5140 nt
Organism: Melanotaenia boesemani (Boeseman's rainbowfish)
Lineage: Eukaryota; Metazoa; Chordata; Actinopteri; Atheriniformes; Melanotaeniidae
Gene: rps6ka4
Product: ribosomal protein S6 kinase, polypeptide 4
Exons: 18
Coding region: 862-3225 (787 amino acids)
Biological process (GO): regulation of DNA-templated transcription; intracellular signal transduction; protein phosphorylation
Molecular function (GO): protein serine/threonine kinase activity; magnesium ion binding; ATP binding
Source: RefSeq, a predicted model, not a curated record